AUGUUGCUUUGGGUGAACCCCUGGGCGGCUCCCGACGAGAAUCUCGAUCUUCGGACCCCAAGAGAGCGGUACUUUGAGCCACUAUCCUCGUCCAGUGAAUCUGAUGAUGAUAUCUACUUAAUAUCCGAUGAAGAUGAAGAUCGAAGUCACGAGAAUGAGGAUAGCGAUGACGACGAAAGCAGCGAUAGAAGUGGCACCUUGAGGAUCUUCUAUGACGUUACCGACAGCGAUGAAUACGAAUAUCCUGGAAGAUUGCAAAUACAAAACCGCCCGGUCGGUCAGCAUGUGGCGCGCCCUGUUCGGGACUUUGGCCUACAUUCAACGGGAGAAGAAUGCCUGGACCUGGAAAGGGUGCCGCUUGGCCUACAGUUUUGGGACAGCAUGACACUAAACCUAGAAGGGGGACCUGGAAAGUAUAUGCGGUUUGAUGCGUAUGCUCGAUAUGGCUUUUUACUAUGGGAAGAAUGGCGGAUGAUUGAAUUUGGGUUGUGGUCGAACAAACCCAUUGAAGAUAUGUCUGUGAUGUGGUCAUCCCGUCUGGUGGGGGCUCUUCCGUCUUCACCCAACCCCCAACAUCAUUCAAAUAGCCUUCAACAUCACUUGGCCUUUUUUCAAACACAGUGGAACUACCUACCCCAAAACCGUCGUUCCAUUCUACCCACCUCCUUGGAACUCGGUAAUUCCUACUGA
This is a messenger RNA of Penicillium vulpinum, 690 nucleotides long. RefSeq lists its product as uncharacterized. The transcript is spliced from 2 exons. The record is from RefSeq and is a predicted model, not a curated record. Lineage: Eukaryota; Fungi; Ascomycota; Eurotiomycetes; Eurotiales; Aspergillaceae. Bases 1 to 690 code for a protein of 229 amino acids.